AUGUCUGACCUCAGCGAGCUGAGAUCGCAGGUGAUGCAGCUACAAACUGCAGCCGCCGAGGAGACGCUGGCUCUGCUGGAGGAGACGCUGGCCGAGUACGAGCUGGAAAACUCUCGCCUGAAACUGAAGGUGGAGAGGCAGCAGAGGCUCCUGGACGCCAUCAGAGUGGUGUGUAAAGAGGAGGCUCCCCCAGGGCAGCGGGAGCAGACCCCCAGUCUCGAGCCUGAGCCCCAAAACAUUGAAGAGGAACAGGAGGAACUCUGCACCAAUCAGCAGGGAGAGCAGCCUCAGGAUAUCACCAAGCUCCCGUUCACUGUUGUCACCGUGAAGAGUGAGGAUGAUGAAGAGGAAGCUCAGUGGAGCAGAGACCCCCGCCGCUCCACUGGACAGAUGGAAGGAGAGAAACCGUUCCCCUGCUCACUCUGUGAUACAGCGUUUGCAGAGAAAGAAAACCUCAAGAGACACAUGAGAAUCCACACUGGAGAGAAACCGUUCCCCUGCUCACUCUGUGGUACAGCGUUUGCACAGAAAGGAGACCUCAAGCGACACAUGACAAUCCACACUGGAGAGAAACCAUUCCCCUGCUCACUCUGUGGUACAGCGUUUACACGGAAAGGAGACCUCAAGAUACAUAUGAGAUACCACACUGGAGAGAAACCGUUCCCCUGCUCCCUCUGUGGUACAGCGUUUGCACGGAAAAGAGACCUCAAGCGACACAUGACAAUCCACACUGGAGAGAAACCGUUCGUCUGCUCCCUCUGUGAGAAACCAUUCCUGUGCUCACUCUGUGGUACAGCGUUUGCAUGGAAAGGAGACCUCAAGCGACACAUGACAAUCCACACUGGAGAGAAACCGUUCCCCUGCUCCCUCUGUGGUACAGCGUUUGCACGGAAAAGAGACCUCAAGCGACACAUGACAAUCCACACUGGAGAGAAACCCAGCAACCAAAGUUGGCUCCUGGGCUCGGCCUCGGCCCCUCAGAUUGCGAGCCGGACCCUCUGGUCCAACAUCGGUGCCUGA
This is a messenger RNA of Myripristis murdjan (pinecone soldierfish), 1020 nucleotides long. RefSeq names its product gastrula zinc finger protein XlCGF8.2DB-like. Bases 1 to 1020 code for a protein of 339 amino acids. The record is from RefSeq and is a predicted model, not a curated record. Gene Ontology annotation, molecular function: DNA-binding transcription factor activity, RNA polymerase II-specific; RNA polymerase II cis-regulatory region sequence-specific DNA binding. Lineage: Eukaryota; Metazoa; Chordata; Actinopteri; Holocentriformes; Holocentridae. Gene Ontology annotation, biological process: regulation of DNA-templated transcription. The transcript is spliced from 5 exons.